AUGGAGGCCGAGCCAGCCCCGGACUUGUCGAUGCUUCGAGAGCUGCUGGCGCCGCCCUGUCUGGACCCCGAACCGCCCCCGGAACUCGCCACCCAGCAGGCACCAAAGACCCCAGGAUGCCUCAGACCCAGUGGCAGGUCCUUCUGGCCUGCACACCAGGACUCGGUCACCGCCCUUCACUUCCUCCAAGAGACAGCAGAGGGGCUGGCCCAGCCCGCCACCUGGGACACUCAGGCCCUAGGGCCCUGCUGGGAGCCGAAGGCCCUGGAGACUCUGGGAGCCCUACCUCCGGCCAAGGAUACCGAGAACAUGCUGACCCCAGUCAGCCAGCAGAGCCGCAGCCUGGGGCCCCGAGUGGCUCCCCCGGCCUCUUCAGCCCAGCCACAGAGGAGACCCCGGAAGCAGUCGAACCCCCAGCGGGGCGCCGAGAAAGUGGACCCCCAGUUCGAGGGGGUGACCCUGAAGUUUCAGAUAAAGCCAGAUUCCAGCCUACAGAUCAUACCCACCUACAGCCUGGCCUGCAGCACCCGCUCUCAGGGUCCCCCACCAGGCCCUGCCAGAGUCCCAGAGGCCAAUGCAAGAGGCAGCGAGGCUCUGGGGCCCCGACGCUGUGCUUCCUGUAGGACCCAGAGGACCCCACUCUGGAGAGAUGCCGAAGAUGGGACCCCCCUCUGCAACGCCUGUGGUAUCAGGUACAAGAAAUAUGGUACCCGGUGCUCCAGCUGCUGGCUGGUGCCCAGGAAAAGUGUCCAGCCCAAGAGGCUGUGUGGCAGAUGUGGGGUGUUGCUGGGUCCCCACCCAGUCCCAACUCAGGAAGGGUAAGCCUUUCCUCACCCAGCCGAGCCUGUCCUGCCUCAGUUUCUCCAGGGGAAGAAUGGCCUGAAGGCCUCCUAGGGGAAAG
This is a messenger RNA of Lagenorhynchus albirostris (white-beaked dolphin), 901 nucleotides long. It is a transcript of the gene ZGLP1, whose product is annotated as zinc finger GATA like protein 1. The coding region runs from base 1 to 822 and encodes 273 amino acids. The record is from RefSeq and is a predicted model, not a curated record. Gene Ontology annotation, molecular function: zinc ion binding; sequence-specific DNA binding. The transcript has 5 exons. Gene Ontology annotation, biological process: regulation of transcription by RNA polymerase II; oocyte development; spermatogenesis. Gene Ontology annotation, cellular component: nucleus. Lineage: Eukaryota; Metazoa; Chordata; Mammalia; Artiodactyla; Delphinidae.